This is a messenger RNA of Penicillium cataractarum, 180 nucleotides long. RefSeq lists its product as uncharacterized. The record is from RefSeq and is a predicted model, not a curated record. The transcript has a single exon. The coding region runs from base 1 to 180 and encodes 59 amino acids. NCBI's taxonomy places the organism in Eukaryota, Fungi, Ascomycota, Eurotiomycetes, Eurotiales, Aspergillaceae.
AUGCACGAGAAGGUCUCGUUGUAUCCGGGUUGGCUCCCUGGAUGUCCAUUUCGUGGCUUGGACGUCGGCACUGGUGAAGAUCUUGAAUCUGUUGUAGCAGACACUCAAACCUCCAAAUGGGUCAAUGCGUGUCCCAGGCCUGGCCACCGUAUGAGGGGUAUCGUUCUGCCAACCGAUUGA